AUGGAUUCGUUAGUCACAGCUCGUGAUCCUCGAUAUAAUUUGUUGGGAUUUCGCUCAAUAACACAAAGCCAAUCAUGUCAUUCCCGCAUAGGCGGGAAUCUAAGUAAAAAAUUAUAUUUAGAUGAUAAAUAUAAUUUUGCCAUAGUAGAUGGGGUAGAUGAUCUAAUUGUUGGUAAAUCUAUACCCACUUUAUAUGGUAUUGAGGAGCUAAAGGGAGUUAGCUAUGAUAAAGAUUGUUAUGUAGGGCAGGAAGUUAUUUCAAGGGCUAAAUAUCAAGGAGCUAUAAGAAGAAAGAUAUACAAAAUUAUAGCUGAGGAAGAUUUAUCAUCCUUGAUUAAAGAUGAGGAAAUACUUGCAGGAAAUGAUUCAAUAGGCAUAAUAUGUUCCAGCUAUCAAAAUAAAGCUAUAGCUUUAGUUAAAGAAGAGAAAUAUCUUGCUAGUAAGGAAGAAGAUAUUACUGGUAUUAUUGGGUAUUAUGUUAUUCACUGUCAUCCCGUGGCUUGUCCGGCUUUGUUGCAUGGAUCAGUUCCACCAUUGUCAUCCCGCGACUUAAUCGCGGGAUCCAGUUAA
Molecule: messenger RNA, 570 nt
Organism: Chrysoperla carnea
Lineage: Eukaryota; Metazoa; Arthropoda; Insecta; Neuroptera; Chrysopidae
Product: putative transferase CAF17, mitochondrial
Exons: 2
Coding region: 1-570 (189 amino acids)
Cellular component (GO): mitochondrial matrix
Source: RefSeq, a predicted model, not a curated record